AGUAUCGACUAGGGGACCAGUCGAAAUAAAUAAGUGGCCGAAAGCAAACAUCUGUCGGGACGUGUUCACUUGGAAAGACAGUACAAGGUAUAGCAACUUUACUUAUUGGUUUGUAAUAACUUUUUAUUAAUAACUGAUGUUUGGCUACAUUGAUUCGUAUUUAAAAAUCAGUGUUUUAUUUAAAUUUCUUGAGCGAAAAUAGAUAUAUCUCCUGGCCUAUCCUAGUGCUUUACCUUUAGUAAUGAAAUAUGCCUUUGAAACUACCUUAAACCUGUGACAAUGAAUUUAGUGUAACUCGCUUUCAACCCAGAUUUAAGUCACACACUUUUCCUUUCCAUCAAUCGAAAAACAUAUAUCUAAUGAAUGUAUAAAACAUUCUGGAACUUUUUUGAAAUAAUUAAUUAACUUUGAACAUAUUAUAUAGAUGGAUUCUUAUGAAAGUCAGCCUGAUGCACCUGGAAGUACUCGCCUAUUUAUGUGGUGGGUGCUUGUUGCCCAAGUUUUUGGAUUAACAUCGGUUAUUCUAGUGGCAGUUUGGAUGGGUCAUUAUAGAGGUGGAUUUGCGUGGCAGGGCGAUCCAACUCAUCAAUUCAAUUAUCAUCCCCUAUUCAUGGUAAUUGGUAUGAUUUUCUUGUAUGGUGAUGGAUUAAAGGCUGUUUUCGAUUCGCACAAUCUAAAAAAAAAACCUGACCCUAAUCUGUAUUCUUUACACUCUUGGGUCGGUCUGAUGACUAUUAUAUUCUUCGGUUUCCAAUGGGUAGCCGGCUUUGUGACGUUUCUCUGGCCUGGACUAGCUCUGAGACUAAAGAACAUUUAUAAACCAAUUCAUGUUUUCUGGGGAAUUCUUAUCUACGCUUUCGCACUUGCUGCCGCUAUGAUGGGAAUAGUCGAGAAAGCUCUAUUUUCCAAAGAUUUAAAGUACAACAAAUUCGAGUCGGAAGGAAUAUUGAUUAAUUUUCUUGGAAUCUUCCUAUUGGCGUUUGGAGGAAUCGUCGUCUAUCUUGUAACCAAUCCAUCUUGGAAGAGACAACAGUUUCCUGAAGAACAGCAUUUAACCCUAAACGAUUAA
Molecule: messenger RNA, 1069 nt
Organism: Dimorphilus gyrociliatus
Lineage: Eukaryota; Metazoa; Annelida; Polychaeta; Dinophilidae
Source: the annotation of a GenBank genome assembly